This is a messenger RNA of Cygnus atratus (black swan), 2018 nucleotides long. It is a transcript of the gene CRTAM, whose product is annotated as cytotoxic and regulatory T cell molecule. Gene Ontology annotation, biological process: cell recognition; detection of tumor cell; positive regulation of natural killer cell mediated cytotoxicity directed against tumor cell target. The coding region runs from base 1 to 1326 and encodes 441 amino acids. The transcript is spliced from 12 exons. Gene Ontology annotation, cellular component: plasma membrane. Gene Ontology annotation, molecular function: signaling receptor binding. The record is from RefSeq and is a predicted model, not a curated record. Lineage: Eukaryota; Metazoa; Chordata; Aves; Anseriformes; Anatidae.
AUGAAUUUCACCACGGCGCUCCACGUCGCAGCUCUGCUCCUGAUGCAAGGGGAUUUUGCCGAAGCUGGCAGUGAAACUGUAACUCUGCAGGAAGGAGAGGACCUAGAUCUCAGCUGCACCCUCAGCGGUGACGACAGUUCUGUCAGGCAGUGGCUAAACCCUCGUGGGUUUGCCAUUUUUCUUGACGCCCAGCGGGUUUUAAGAGAUCAGAGGUACAAACUUAUCCAUUAUUCAAAGGAUGAAUUAUCCAUCCGACUGUCUAAUGUAACAGUGCACGACGAAGGCGUAUACAAAUGCUUCUACUACGGCACCCCGUUCAAAAUCAAGACGACGACUGUUGAGGUGCUGGCUGCUCCUUCUAAGCCUGUACUGGAAGCAUCCCAAGACACAGAAAGAGGCAUUACGCUGUCUUGCUCUACUGGAGGAUGUAAACCCCGGCCUCAGAUUACCUGGCUGUUGGAUAACGGGAUACAGCUUCCAGGUGACACUACGCACAAGUUAGAAGCCAAUGGGGAGAAAUGGACCACAACCAGCACGCUGACAGUCCUCGCCUACGGGCCCAAUUCAACAGCCAGCUGCCUCGUUCACCACAAAGCAUUAAGAGGAGAGAAGCUGGCUGUGCCUUUCCGCUUUGAGGACCUCCCUGGGACAGUGACAAACACAUAUCCUGCAUCAACUGCACAAGAGGUGCUUACACACGUCUCUGAGCAUGAGCAGUCUACAGUGACCGCAACAGAGUCAGAUCCGGACGACAGUACAGACUUCUCUCCAAGCUACCCACAACAUAAUGGGCCCGAAGCAACAUCAGCUGCAGCAGGAGAGGAAGAACUGUCCGGUACCCCGCGCCACCGUGUCCCAAACGGCACUGACACAGCAUUCAAUGGCACAGUCACAGAAGAGGAACUUCCCAGGACAGAAGCCUCACCCCCAAGUGAAAAUGUAACUCAGAUUUCCAUCAUCACCUUGGAGCAAGAUCUGAUAUCCGAAGGCAUCCAAAAGGAAAAGGAUCUCCUGCUGCCAAGCUUGGUGGCUGUUCUGAUUUUCAUGUUGCUCAUCAUUGUCGUGCUUUUUAUGAGGAAGCUGAAAAAAGCUCAUGGAGUGUGGAAGAGAGAAAAUGAUAAUUCAGAGCAGACGCUGGAGAGUUAUAAAUCCAAAUCUAAUGAAGAAAGUCCAGGCCAUGAGAGGAACGAACAAGUUGUCAAUCAGAAGUCCAACGUGCAAUACGUAACAGAAGGAUAUGCGGAAAAACCACAGAAGAAUCCAGGAGAGAAAAACAUCACAAUAGCUGAGAAACUGUUUACAUGUGGAAAGGAAACAGAUGUAUAGCAACGUGGUCCUUCUGGCAAACAUACAGAAACACCACUGUUUUCUGAUAUUUAUCUUAGAGCAUUUACAAAUCAGUACGAUGUCAGGGAGCAGAAGUACAAGCGACUACCCUCAAUCCCGGAGCCAGUUUGGACUCUUUUCCUCUACACAGUCGGACAGGUAGAUGGGACUGGCACUCCUACCAACCUAUUAGCAAUGAACACUGAUUUAGCGGUAGCUCUCAGAGGAUUUAACUGACCACUGCCAGAAUUAUGGGUCAUCAAUCCACCCUAAUUGCUAUUAGGGUCCUUGCAAGGGAGCACGCAGUUAGUCCCAAGGACCACAGGAUAUGGAGAUAUUCCUGCAACAUUUCUGCCACUCUGCAAGCACAGAACUGAAGAGGAAACCCUGGGAGAUGCAAACCAACAGGGACUUCUAUGAACUCAUUCUGACAGCCAGACCUGGCCACCCAGCUAUAUCUAACCAAGCAGGAAAGCAUCCUGAUGUCUAAGGUGUUAAACAAAACAGUUGUCCCCCUUGGAAGUCUUAAAACGAGGGGUUGGCAAAGGUGAAGAGGAAGGACAGUGUUACACCUGGGACACCCCAAACCCAGGGAGGAAGGCACUUGCCUGUGAGGGGGCAAGCUGUGAGAAUCACGACGACGUUUCAUCUGCAGAGCCCUGCGAUGCCACCACCAGGAAUCUUUUCUUUUG